AUGAAUGGGGAUAAUAGUAGAUUGAGAAUUAAAGAAUAAAAGAAGAUUAGAACAAAGGAUAGAUAUGAAAGAAGAAGAAACUAGAAAAUGAAAGGUUUAGACUAAUCUUAGAAUUCCAUAUGUAAAAAUAAAAUAUCUUAAUCUUAGGAUGAAGGUAAUAAUGAUGAUUAAUAGAUGGACGAUGAGAAUGAUGAUUAUUAAAAUGAUAAAUAAUUGAGUGUAGAUUAGUAGAUCAACAAGGGGAAUUAUUCAGAAAAGAAUAAAUAAGAUGAUUUAAAAAAUCUUGAGAAAGAUUAUUCCAAGUAUGACAAUAUCAAAUUAGAUAAAAUAGGAAAGGAUUUUAAAUGA
Molecule: messenger RNA, 348 nt
Organism: Stylonychia lemnae
Lineage: Eukaryota; Ciliophora; Spirotrichea; Sporadotrichida; Oxytrichidae
Source: the annotation of a GenBank genome assembly